GACUCGGGGACCCACUCAGCCCCCCCCCCCCAAACACGCACACGCACACUCACCCCUCCUCCUCCUCCUCCUCCUCCUCCGCUUCCUCCUUCCUCUCCCUCCCGCGCUCGCUCUGACAGGAAAAGGCGCCUCUCGUCCUGAGUCUCUCUAGGAAGACGCCUCCCUCCUCGGUGGACUUCCGCCCGGGCUCAACAUGGCAGGCGCGGGCACGAUGCCCAGAGAGGGGCGGGGCUUCUCGGCAGUCGAACGGAGCUCUAGACAGAGAGAGACGCUCCUCCUUUCUUUUCCUCCCAACGCCCAAGAUCCGCCAAUGGGAAUCCGCCUCCCUCCCUGGCGUCAUCAGUCUCCGGGCAGAAUCUCCCCGGCCCUUUUCUUCGCCCGCCAAUGGGGAUCGGCCUCCAGGCAGACCCGCCUGCGCCUUCCCGCCUCCCUUUCCGGAGGAAGCGCCGGGCUGAGGCGGGGAAGGGAGGGCCGGGCCAGGAAGGAAGGAUUGGCGGGUCGUGUCGGGGAAGCAGCCUCCUCUCUCCGCCGCCGCUCGUUGACGUUUCCCCGCUUCCUAAUGCGUCGCUUGAGAACCUGAAGUGUAGGUCUGACGGGACUGGCGGUUUCCUCUUCUCUCUAGAGCCAGAGCCGUGGGCGGGGCUGCGGGUGACGUCACUGGGCGAGGGCCCGUGGGCAGCGCCGAGGCCUCAUCCGGGUGAGAGGUCAGUCUUGGCCUGACCUGAAGGGCGGAAAUCCCCGUGGGCGCCCAAAGGAAAGAGGAAAUGUGAUUUUGGGCUGAGAAUUUCGGAGUAGAGCCUGUGGAGGGAUUUCUUUCCCUUGAAAGAAAGAAGAGGGAGGAAAAACAUCUUGGAUACGGUUGGGUUCUUCACCAGAGUGGUUCCAACAUGGAGAGACCCAACUCACGUGGGCCUGAAGCAGGACCUGGGGGCAGUGGGGAAUCCUGGGAAAGAACCAGACAUGAGUCCCUGAGUGUGGACCUUGACAGCUCGGACACACAGCGCCAGCGCUUCAGGCAGUCCUCCUACCAAGAGGGUGAAGGACCCCGAGGGGUUUGCAGUCGUCUCCACGAUCUGUGCCGCCAGUGGCUGAAGCCAGAGCAGCACACCAAGGCCGAGGUGCUGGACCUGGUGACCCUGGAGCAGUUCCUGAGCAUCCUGCCCCCAGAGAUGGGGAGCUGGGUCCGAGAGUGUGGGGCAGAGACCUGUUCCCAGGCGGUGGCCCUGGCGGAAGGCUUCCUCCUGAGUCGGGCCGAGGACAAGGAGCAGGAAGGACAGGUGUGAGCAUUCCCUCUGGGUUUCACUAACCUGGGGACUGAUGGACAGGUUAAACGUACACCCUGCCUUUCUUCCAAGAUGGGACCGAUGUGGGGGAUAAGCAAGGCCCUGCUCCCUCGACCUCUCUCCCCACCUGCUCUGCCCCUCCAUCUCUACCCUCAGCUUGGUUGAUGCUCUGCUCAAGAUAGAACAUAGACAAUGAUGGGAGGGGGAGGGGGGCAUUGGUUCCAAACUAGGUUGCCAUCUCAGAGUUAUUCUUUCCAAAAAGGUCUAGAGGUCUGUGAUAUUUCUGAACUUUUUCCAAACUCCUUCUGGAACACUCUGUGCUAUUCCAGGCCCAUAAUAAUAACUCCAUGGAAGUCCCUGCACCAGAGGAAUCUCCACCAGACACCACCCAGAGUCUCAGGCAGAAGGAGCUGAAGCGGGAAGGAGACGGGGCUGCCGCCUUGCAGGGUGAGAAGGAACUCUUCUGGGAGUUUUGGGGGUUUGUGCCAGUGGAAAUCCCGCUUUGGGGGGAUGAUUGUACACCCACGGUUUGAGCUUCAGAAGGUGAAGUAUCAUUUGGCCUUGAGAUGGGUAUAUAUCUUAAACUCAUGUCCUUUGUGUGAUGUUUUAUGGACUUAAUAUGUAUUUUAUAGAAAGGCAGUUUUAAUGUAGAUCUUUUAUAGUUAUAUAUAUAUCUUUGUUGAAUUUUGACAAUGUUUGUGUUUUUAAAAUUAUGUUGUAACCUCCCUCGAACUGCAAGGAGAGGCGAGUAAGAAAUAAAAUUAUUAUUAUUAUUAUUAUCAUUAUUAUUGUUAUUGUUAUAUGUACACAUUCAGUUGCUAGAGGUGUAACUUCAGUUUGAUUUGCAGUUUUCUUUCUUGCAAUAGGACUGAAAACGCAGCCUUCAGUGUCUUCCCAGGUGGGACCCUAAGCUGAGCCGAGCCCUGAAACUGAGCUGGAAGACAAACAGACGACAAAGAAUCACUUUAGUCAGUUGAACCACCAAGCCCAAUACUAGUUUCAUUCGAACAUCCUCACAGCACUGCUUGCGAGAUAAAGUCCUAAACCCUAACUCAUCGGUUUCUUUAUAGGACUGCAAUUGUCACCUCUGAGGCCUGUUUCUGUGACCAGCUUUCCACCCCUUGCUUUCUCUCCAGGGUCUGGAAUGAUGCUGUUGCCAAAUCCUCAGCCGUUUCUCCCCCUUUGCGAUGGAGUGGGACUGAGUCAGGUAAGCAGAAGGAUUCCUGGGAGAGGAGGACUGGGCCUGCUGGGGUGCCUUUGGUUCCAGGAUUAAUGGCCAAAUAUCUGUUGAAACAGACAAGAUGGAAUGCGUUUCCUUAGAAGUGAAAUACGGAAGGUACAAUUGCAAACCGUGCCAACAAGGAGGGAAAAAAUGAAGAGAGAACUAAAGAAACCAGAAUCGAUGUUCAAAGAAAUUUCAACGGAGCUAUGAUUGAAAAGGGCAUGGAAAUGGAAAGGGGGGGGGAUCACCAAGGAAUGUAAACAACUAAUCAGCAUAAGUAGGGAAAAAGUCUAACUCAGAAAAUGAGGUCAGAUGAAAAAAUGUGCCAAGAGUAGGGUCUGUGCCUGGAGAAGGUGGUGGAAUGCUAACCGGGGAUAGGCAAGAGUUAGAACAUGAUCUCCCAAAAGGAAAUGGGUAUUCUACCUGAGCAAGAUGGAGCAACUGGGGAAAUGCAACCCAAAAUGGGUAAAGAAGUGGUCCAGGAAUACCUGGCCACUCUCGAUGAAUCCCAGUCUCCAGGGCCAGGUGAACUACAGCCAAGGGUAUUGAACUAACAGCAGUAAUCCCAGAACCACUGUCAAUCGUCUUUGUUCAUUUUUGGGAACAGGAGAAGUCCCAGCAGGCUGGAGGAGGCAAAAGUUGUCUCUGUCUCCAAGAAUGGACCAAAAAGAGGUCCCCUAACAAUGACCAUCCAGUUAUCUUGACUUGUCCCAUAAGCAGUUGGAGCAGCUGUUUAGACUCCCGAAUGUUUAUAAGGAGGAGAUCGUUUGAUGUGGAUCGAUAAUAGUUAUAGAGGGAGCGGAUCUGUUUGUUUGCUAUUAUGCACUCUUUAUCGAACCAAUUUUUGGAUCUGACCCUGGGUUGCCUCGGCAUUCUUUGCCAAUCGUAUAGUUUUUAAAAGAUAGGUUUUAUAAGGGAUUCAAACCCGGUGAUGCCUCCUCGAAAUCUGGGAUUUCAAUGAUCAUAGUUUCUAUGGACAACACUUCCUAAGAGUUCAAGAUAUCCAGGCACACCCCUUUUGUCUUAACGUUCCGCUUCAGCCUGGUGUAUUGUGGGUAGGCUUGUCCAGGUGGGGAAGUGCUGCUUCUCUCCAAAACCAGGAGAAGUGGGAGAUAGAUGAUCACUAAGCAAGGAAUUGUCUAUAGCAAAUGAAUCAAUGUCACUAGCUAUGGAGGAUGAAGUCAGAAGAUAGUCUAUGACACUAGAGCCCCUUGGUGAGACCAAUGUAUAUUCUCCAGAGUCAGGAAACUGAGUAAGUCCAUUUAGCCGAGACAGGUUGAGCUGCGUGGCCAUUUUGGUCAGGCACUUUCCGGCUUGGUUUCACGCUUGGUCCUUAGAGUGUCGGGCUUCUGGUGUCAGGAGAGAGUUGAAGGGAUCUUCCUCCAGGCCCUCUUCUCUCAACACAUUUAUUCAACUAGAUCCUACCCUUGCAUUGAAGUCACCCGUUAUCUUGACCUAAAUAACAGGAAAAAUGUUGGAGCAGAUCAUGAAGAAGGCCAUCUGGAAUCACUUGGGAAAAGUGCUGUAAUCACUGAAGGACAAGAUGAGUUUCUCCAAAACAAGUCAUGCCAGACUAAUGUACUUUUCAGUAGAGCUACAAGCUUGGUAGAGGAAGGAAAUGCAGUGGAUGUAGCACAUCUUGCUUUCAGUGAGACCUCUGGAAAGGCCUCCCAUGGUUUCACAAACAACUAGUAAAAAGUGGGCUGGAUAAUACUCCUGUUCGGAGGAUUUGUAAUGGUUUGAGCGACAAAGGGUGGAGUGUCGCAGGGUUCUGUCCUGGGCCCAGUACUGCUCAACAUGCGUAUCAGGUUUUCAGAUGACACCAAAUUAGCAGGUAUAGCUGACAGUCUAGAAGAUAGGAUCAGAAUUCAAAAUUCUGGCCUUAACAUGGUGGAGAGCUGGGCCAAAACUAACCCACUUAAUGUCAACAAGAAUAUAUGUAGAGUAGUACACUUAGGCAGGAGAGAAAUGCCAUGCACAGGUACAGGGUGGGCGACACCUGGCUUGACAGUCAUUCAUAUGAUGGGAUCUUGGAGUGUUAGAGGACUACAAGUGGAACAUGAGCCAACAAUGUGAGGCAGCAGAUGAAAAGACAAUGGGAUUUUGGGCUCCAUCCUAAGGAAUAUUGUGUCCUUCUUUCUGCUUUGGGGAGACCUCACCUGGAACAACACUGUGUCCAGUUCUGGGCACCACAAUAAAGGCUGGAACAUGCUCAGAUUCCAUUUCUGAUUCUACGUAUCAAUUGAGAAAUGGUUCUGACUGACCAACCCGUCAUCUCUAGAAAGCUUACAACUGUGGCAUGUAGGCCUUGGCCCUUUCCCUUUCAAACAACCAACAGGAAUGUAAAUCUACUUUAAAGAAUUUCUUGUUAUUCUUUUUCUUGAUCCCUCCCAUGUGAGAAGGGAAUCUUUUCUUCUUCCGCCAGGGCCCAAUCGCCUUUGAGGACGUGGCUGUGGAUUUCUCCCUGGAGGAGUGGGUUCUCCUGAAUCCGGACCAGAAAGCCUUGCACAAGCAGAUCAUGGAGGAGAUGAAUGGGAUUGUGGACUCUCUUGGUAAGGCUCCCUCACUGAUGGGGAUUUCUGUUUCAAAAGGCAGUAUUAUCCUAAAUCAUCACAGUCACUGAGGGUCUGUAAGGCAGGGCUUAUGUCAGAAAUAUGUGACAUAAGAGUAACAACAACAACAACAACAACAACAAUAAUAAUAAUAUAACAUUAGUGCCAAUUCAGACUCAAGUGGGAAGAUUACCAUAACUGGAGUCAAAGCAUAUUCCCCCUCUCUCAAAUAUAUUAUAUAUUACUGUAUUUUAUAUUGUACAUUAUAUACACUAUAUAUAUGUAAUAAAUAUUAUAUUAUUAGCAUAGCAUGUUACUAGGGGGAGGGCCCCAGAGCAUCAGUUGGGCCUCCAACUGAUGGCACAGUAGACAAGAUGGAACUGUCUUCCUGGUUCCCCCUCUCUCCUAACGUUUCGCCCGUAUUUAUGGCAGGUAUCCUGAGAGGUGGGAGGUAUAUUGGAAACUAGGCUAGUGAGGUUUAUAGAUCUGUUUUUCCCAUAUACCUGACAACCUCUGAGGAUGCCUGCCAUAGAUGCAGGCAAACAUCAGGAGAGAAUACUUCUGAAACAUAGCCAUACAGCCCAGAAAACAUGGCCAUACAGCCCAGUGUUUACAAAACACACUAACUACAUUUCUUAAUAGUCAAUGACUGGGUCUGAGCUACUCUCUGUUUCCAUCUCUUCUCGGAUUUAAAAGGGAGGGAAAAAUUCCAAGCCCUACAUCUCUCCUGAGACACAAGCAGAGAGAGGUCUCAAUGCACACAGCACACACGGAGAUAUAAAAGUCAGAAAUCUUGCACUAUUCUACAAAACUAAUCAGAAUGAGAGAAAGAGAGAAAGAAACAGAGAAAGAACAAAUAGAUACAUCUCAACUGUCAAUCAGGAGACAAGGGGGAGGGAUUCCCCCAGCCUGUUCUGAAACUAGCUCCCUGUUUCUCAUUGGGGACUGCAGACUUGAGCAGCGUGGGGUUGAAUCACAACAGAUGGAUCAGCAGCUCUUUCCUCUGGUCCAGUCUUGUCCUUUCUCCCAAACUGGGAUGGUGUGGAGGCCGUCUCUUCUCUCUCACGUGGGAUGUUACGUGGAUGCCACUCUAUCUGGCCAAGUCCUACAGACAUCCCUUUUUUGUUCCCUUUUCUGCCUUCAUCAUUGUUCUCCACCUUUUCUUUACUGUCACGGUUUUGCACGUUCACAGCUUUGUCAGGCAAAUCUAUCCCUUUGGAACUCAUAUUUACAGCCAACUUCCAUAAAGUGUAAGAGUCCCAUUUGGCAGUUGAUGGGAGAAGUGUAUCUGUAUUGUCAUGGGGCCAAUUCCCAGAGCUGAGUCUGCAAGCUCUGGAAUUGGAGCCAUAACAACAAGCACUCCUCGAUAGCUCAUGCAGACACCUGGCACCGGAGCAUGGGAACUUUUGGAGUGAGAAUCAAAACAGCUUUAAUGAAUAGUUGGUGUUGUAGUGGUAGUAAUGUGAUAUGUGGGGUGGGGUUUGGUGAUGAUAUUUACGUGUGGUGUGACGUUGUAGCAAAGGUGAUAAAAAUGAUUGUGUGUAAACAUUAUGUCAUUCUCGACUUUUCCAAAGUCGUGUGUUCUUCAAUAAAGAUUGGUUUUGAUAACAGCUACCUUUGGUCUGUGUUCAUGCUGGUCGUUUGAAGUAAGCGUGACAUGUAUCAUCCGGCGCAGUCUGUCUCCCACCGGGAUCCACGGCUGUUUCUCUCGGCAGCAACAUACAGUGGGUCUCUCUGUGCACCAGACACCUGCCAGGAGGGCCACUGAUCUGUGCAUGUGCUUUCUUCUGCGUGAGUAUGGCGACAAAGAGAAAGAAGGUCGUUGGAUCCAUGGAGCAGAAACCUGGACAAGGAGAGACAAGGCAGAAGGUAGCCAACAACUAUGGUGUCGAACGGGUAGCAGUAGGAGAAUGGAAAUGGAAUCGAUUGCAGAUAGAAAAAUGGUGUUCUCCAAAGUUACCGAUGGUGUGCUGAAAGAGAGGAAAACAAUGAAAAAUGUGACUAUGAAAAAGUUAUUGAAGCUUUGUAUGUUUGGUUUACGCAGCUGAGAGACAAAGGUGUGUGUAUUUCAGGGCCUAUUUUACAGCAAAAGGUAUUGCGUUUUCAAAAAGAAUUUAAUGAAGGGGAAUCAGAUUUUACAGCAAGCAUUGGCUCGACAGGUGGAAGAAACGUUAUGGAAUCCAUCAGUUAAGUGUUUGUGGUGAGAAGCUGUCAUCAAAUUUUCAAGAAAUAGAGGCAUUCAAGAAAGAAAUUCAAGGGGAAAAAAAUUCAAGACUUUGUUGAAACUGAAAGCCUAACGGGUGAUCAGAUGUUUGAUUGUGACGAGACCAGCCUCAAUUGCAAAAUUUUACCGAGCAGGAGUCUUGCAGCCAGAACUGAAGCAGCAGCCCCUGGCUAAAAGCACAGCAAAGAAAGGCUGACAAUGUUAGCAUGCAGCAGUGCUACAGCAAACCACAAAAUGGACCUCGCAAUGAUUGGGAAGCCCAAAAAUCCAAGAGCCUUUAAAACAGUUUCAAAAAAUGCUCUUCCUGUUAAAUACUACAAUCAAAAAGGUUUGUUGAUGACCAGUGAAAUGUUCAAAAGACUAUUAUUAUUAUAAUAACUAUAUUCCAUCCUAUCUCCCCAAGGGGACUCAGGGCGGAUCACAAUACACAUACACGGCAACCAUUCAAUGCUGUUUGGAGACAGGACAGAAAAGAAUAAGACAAACAGAAGGAGGUACGUAGUCUUGAAGUCCAGGUUUUUGGUGCCUUGGAGGCUGAUGUUCUGCUCAGAUUCAGUCACAGGGGUGCUGUUGCUUCAUUCUCUGUGACAAAGAGCCAUCAGAACUUCCUCCUUCCACCUUCCUCUUGGUCACCGCAUUUCUGGUCUUGUUCUUUAUGGUGUUUUAAAAUACCUCCCCCACAAUUUGUGUUACCUCAUUUCUCUAUUUACAGCUUGUAAACUGUUUUCGAACUGCUUAGGUAAACAGUGAGCUGGGUUGGAGGUCGAGCGCUCACCCCCGUCCGGGCUUCAAACUGGCCACCUUUCGGUUGGUGGAUCUUAUUACUGCUGUUGAUUUACCAGUUGUGCUACAGCCCAGCCCUAAGGAAUUUGUUCCUUCCACGGAGGAAUUUUUGAAGGAAAUUUACCUGCCCAGGAAAGCGGUUUUGUUGCUAGACAAUGCCCCGACGCACCCUGAUGCAGAGGAGCUCCAAGAGGGGGACAUGAAGGCGAUGUUUCUGCCACCGAAUGUAACCGUCAUAUGCCAACCGAUGGAUCAGGGCGUUUUGGAAGAGCUCAAAAGGAACUAUUGCAGGAAGCUAUUCUCGGCAAGGAUAGAAGAAAUGGAAUAAGUUGAUCUCGCAAAGAUGGCGAGACUUGGCAGCGGAGAAAUGGCAAUCGCUGGAAAAGCAGGCAAGGGUCACAGAUUUUAAAAAAUCUUGACAAGACUGAACUUUUUAUGGAUUUAACUUCCAACAGUGUUGUUUUAUGCAAUUCUAUAUUUAUAGUCAAUUUUUUAGUAGUAAAUAUUUUUGUAGUCACUGCUUUCAAUACAUUGCUAUGUUUUGGUGCUAAAUUUGUAAAUACAGUGAUUUCUCCAUAAUGUUACCAUGUAUUGAACUGCUUUUCCUGUCAAUUUGUUGUAGAACAUGAUCUUUGGUGCUUAAUUUGUAAAAUCAUAAUGCAAUUUGACCUUUGAUAGGCUUUUCCUUAAUCCCUCCUUGUUAUCCAACAUUUUCACUUAUCCAAUGUUCUGCCAGCCAGUUUAUGUUGGAUCAUCGAGACUCUGCUCUACUCUGAAAUUAGUAGAUAACGGGGAGAAGAGCCAUGUAUGCACCAAGUACAGGAAGCAUUUGGGACACAACUGGGCCUUUCGUCGAGACCAGCAAGCCCACAGAGAAGAUGGAAGUUCUGCCAGAGAAAGGCCCGACAAAUGCAAUGUAUGUGGGCAGUGUUUUACCCAAAAUAUGGCACUUGUGCUUCACAAGACACUCGAUGUUGGGAAAAGCCAUCUUAAAGGGAAAGUAUCUGCAAAAUGUGUGGUGAAACACAAGAAAUUUCACACAGGUCAGGAACAAUACAGAUGCCAAGAGUGUGGGAAGUGUUUUGCUUCCAGUUCAGCCUUGGUGAGGCUCAAAAGACUCCACACAGGAGAGAAGCCACACCAAUGUCAGGAGUGUGGGAAAUGUUUUGCUGAAAGUUCAGCCUUGUUGAGGCACAAAAGAGUCCACACCAGGGAGAAGCCAUACAAAUGCCAGGAGUGUGGGAAAUGUUUUGCUUUCAGUUCAGCCUUGGUGAGGCACAAAAGAGUCCACACCAGGGAGAAGCCAUACAAAUGCCAGGAGUGUGGGAAAUGUUUUGCUUUCAGUUCAGCCUUGGUGAGGCACAAAAGAGUCCACACCAGGGAGAAGCCAUACAAAUGCCAGGAGUGUGGGAAUUGUUUUGCUUUCAGUUCAGCCUUGGUGAGGCACAAAAGACUCCACACAGGAGAGAAGCCAUACCAGUGCCAAGAGUGUGGGAAAUGUUUUGCUUUCAGCUCAAACUUGGCGAGCCACAAAAGACUCCACACAGGAGAGAAGCCAUACAAAUGCCAGGAGUGUGGGAAAUGUUUUACUGCCAGUUCAGACUUGGUGAAACACAAAAGACUCCACACAGGAGAGAAGCCAUACCAAUGCCAGGAGUGUGGGAAAUGUUUUGCUGACAGUUCAAACUUGAUGAACCAUAAAAGACUCCACACAGGAGAGAAGCCAUACAAAUGCCAGGAGUGUGGAAAAUGUUUUGCUGACAGUUCAAACUUGGUGAAACACAAAAGACUCCACACAGGAGAGAAGCCAUACCAAUGCCAGGAGUGUGGGAAAUGUUUUGCUGACAGUUCAGACUUGGUGAAACACAAAAGACUCCACACAGGAGAGAAGCCAUACAAAUGCCAGGAGUGUGGAAAAUGUUUUGCUGACAGUUCAGACUUGGUGAAACACAAAAGACUCCACACAGGAGAGAAGCCAUACCAAUGCCAGGAGUGUGGGAAAUGUUUUACUGCCAGUUCAGACUUGGUGAAACACAAAAGAAGCCACACAGGAGAGAAGCCAUACCAAUGCCAGGAGUGUGGGAAAUGUUUUACUGCCAGUUCAGACUUGAUGAACCACAAAAGACUCCACACAGGAGAGAAGCCAUACCAAUGCCAGGAGUGUGGGAAAUGUUUUACUGCCAGUUCAGACUUGGUGAAACACAAAAGAAGCCACACAGGAGAGAAGCCAUACCAAUGCCAGGAGUGUGGGAAAUGUUUUACUGCCAGUUCAGACUUGGUGAAACACAAAAGACUCCACACAGGAGAGAAGCCAUACCAAUGCCAGGAGUGUGGGAAAUGUUUUACUGCCAGUUCAGACUUGGUGAAACACAAAAGAAGCCACACAGGAGAGAAGCCAUAUAAAUGCCAUGAAUGUGGAAAAUGUUUUACUCAGAGUUCAUCCCUUGACCGGCACCAGAGAAUACAUACUGGCUAAAAAACAGCCAUUGUGGGUAAAUGUCUGAUUUCAAACAGGACCCUUUGAGAAGUUCUGCGUCAGAUUUGGUGAAGUCCCCGUUCUUGUCAUUUGAACCUGUAAGUUGGAGGUCUGUUCUCUGGAGCAGCAGAAAGAAAGCUCUGUGUGACAAUCCUUCAGAGCAGUGGUUCUCAACCUGUGGGUCCACAGAUGUUUUGGCCUUCAACUUCCAUAAAGCCUAACAGCUGGUAAACUGGCUGGGAUUUCUGGGAGUUGUAGGCCAAAACACCCGGGGACCCACAGGUUGAGGACCACUGCUUCAGUGUCAGUUCCUGGAAGGUGUAGGAGACAAAGAUAGGCUCACACAGCUUGUAGCUAUGGAAAACUUUAUUGAAUCCGCCUUGCCAAAAUGGCCGCAAAGCUUCUACUGCCCGUCUUCCGCUCUUUCCCCUCAGUAUAUUGGGUGGUUGCUUCCCUCCUCCCUUCACGUCUCUUCUUCUCCAUUCACACCUCCCUUUCCUUUUGUCCUUUCCCACGUUUGAAGACCAGACCCUGUCAUAAACCAGCCUUCCCAGCCAAAUUUAUCCGAUUUGUUGUAGUCAGGUGUGAAGAGAACAGCUUGGAGAAUGCUGAUCUUUUUGCAUCCUGACAUUCAGAGAGUUAAAUAUUAAGUUAAGUCUUGUCACCUCGUCUGAAAAGAAAUAAACCAUAAGUGAUUCCAUCACUUGUUCUUCUGGUCUUAGUUUCCAGCUCCAUUUCCACCUUGGUUUAAAUGUCCAGUUUGUGAACGUUGUGCCCCUACAGACACAUCCUCUGUUUUCCUCUUUAGUCAGGACUGGUCAGCUUGAAUAUUGUAAAUGGCCGUUAUGGGAGGGAUCCAGAGUGGGCCCCUUCCCUUUAAGACAGUGGCUCUCAACCAGUGGUCCACGGACUACCAGUGGUUCGCAAGAACUAAAAUACGGUCUGCCUUCUAAACUUCCCUUCCUUUGCUUUCUUUUCUCUUGCCCUUCCUUCCCUUUUCUUCCUUCUUUCCUUCUAUCCUUGUCUUCUUGUCCCUUCCUUUGCCUUCUUUUCUCUUGCCCUUCAUUCCUUCCUUUUUCUCUUCCCUUCCCAUCCUGCCCUUUGCUGCCUUUUCUCUUCCUCUUCCAUCCUUUUUCUCUUCCCUCCCUUUUCUCCCCUUUGCCUUUUCUCUUGCCCUUCUUUCCUUUUUUCUUCCCUUCACUUCAUUUCCUUUUCCUUCUUUUCUCUUGCCCUUCCUUUUCUCUUCCCUUCCUUCCCUUCCUUUGUCUACUUUUCUCUUGCCCUUCCUUCCUUUUCUCUUCCCUUCCUUCCCUUUGCCUUUUCUCUUGUCUUCCUUCCUUUUUCUUUCUCUUCCCUUCCCUUCCUUUGCCUUCUUUUCUCUUGCCUUCUUUCCUUGCUUUUUCUUUCUCUUCCCUUCCUUUCCUUUGCCCAUCAUAUGUUAUGGACUGGAGUAGAGUACAAUAUAUGUCUCAUUUGAUGCCUCAAGAACUUGAAUGCAUACUGUAAUUGUUUUUCCUUAAUCUGUUUAUCCUAUUAUGGUUAUAUUAUUGAUGUACUCUGAUUGUUGUUUAUGUGAGUUUAAUAUGUUGUAAGCCGCUUUGGGUCCAGUGAGGGAGAAAAGCAGGAUAUAAAUAAAGAUUCAUCAUCAUCGUCA
Anolis carolinensis (green anole) is the source of this 12194-nucleotide messenger RNA. RefSeq names its product zinc finger protein 43-like. Lineage: Eukaryota; Metazoa; Chordata; Lepidosauria; Squamata; Anolidae. Gene Ontology annotation, cellular component: nucleus. Bases 8789 to 10540 code for a protein of 583 amino acids. Gene Ontology annotation, molecular function: DNA-binding transcription factor activity, RNA polymerase II-specific; RNA polymerase II cis-regulatory region sequence-specific DNA binding. The transcript is spliced from 3 exons. Gene Ontology annotation, biological process: regulation of transcription by RNA polymerase II. The record is from RefSeq and is a predicted model, not a curated record.